Molecule: messenger RNA, 567 nt
Organism: Microthlaspi erraticum
Lineage: Eukaryota; Viridiplantae; Streptophyta; Magnoliopsida; Brassicales; Brassicaceae
Source: the annotation of a GenBank genome assembly
AUGAUGAUACAGAGGGUAAAGGAGAAGGAAGAAGAGUGGCUGGCGUUGGAGACGGAAUCGGUAUAUGACAUUCAAAAUGCUACCAAGGUUGAGAAAUUCAAGAUUUGCUGCAAAGUUUAUGGAAUAGAUACGGACUGGGGUUGGUACUAUUUCGGAUGUGGAAAGUGUCACCACAGAGUCACCAAAGGUCUGAAGAAGGAAGCAUCCACCAAACCGCGCCCCAAAGUACCUAUAUGGUUCAAGCUGCACCUUCUCGUUGAGGAUGAUUCAGCGAAAACAAAGUUUAUGUUGCUUGAUACAGUUGCAGCCGGGAUCGUGACAAAGACAACAUCCUUCGUGCUAAACGGAUCCUACGAUGAGAGCUUAGUGGGAAACAGCUACAAGUUUCUGGUCGGUGUUGAGAAGGAACACAUUCAUUACCGAAAUGACACUUACAAGGCGCACAAAGUAAGGAAAGGACUUCUCAUUCUCGAUGCAGAAUCUGCUAAUGAACAAAUGGUUCAACCAUUGGGUCUUACGAGGAGGAAAACACACUAUGUUGUCUUACAUUCAUGCUACCCUCAGUAA